Molecule: messenger RNA, 429 nt
Organism: Durusdinium trenchii
Lineage: Eukaryota; Dinophyceae; Suessiales; Symbiodiniaceae
Source: the annotation of a GenBank genome assembly
AUGCCAACCAGGAUCUAUGUGGGCAACCUCGACAAAGACAUGCCGCCUGAGAAGGAGGAACUCGCCCGGAAGUUCAAGAAGUAUGGCGAGAUGGUAGACGUUUGGGUGUCAAGACAGCCACCAGGAUUCGCCUUUGUGACCUACGAGACCUACAAGGACGCCUUGAAGGCCAUCGAAGGGAUGGACGGGGUGAAGUUCCAGGGGAAGACCCUCAACAUCCAGCUCUCCGUGGGCAAGGGCGGCGGCUUUGCUGGAGCAUCUGCUCAGCCUCCCACCAAACCCAGGCGUAGCCCACGCCGUAGUCCCAGCCGGAGGCGCAGCCGGAGCCGGCACGCCAGACGCAGUCCAGAAAGGAGACGAAGGGAUCGAAGCCACUCCCGCUCAGAGUCCCCAAGAAGGGACAGGGGCUCCCCGUCCUAUGGCCGGUGA